AUGGGCAAAAGAAUCUCCUUAUUUUUCAUACGGCUUUUUAUAUACAUAUUACGUAUACAGGGCUUUUUAUUCGAACAUGUUGCUAUUGACAAGAUACAGAUAAAAUCAUGUGAUCUAAUUAUUGUUUCACCUGCCUUCAGCCCUUCACGAAUUGUUACCAAAAGAAUACAACUUCGUAUCACCAUUGAAUCGCAGUCCAUCGCGAAAUGGUUUUAUCUUAUUCCAGAAGAACAACAACGCAGCAUAUUUGGUAAACCACUUCUUCGUGAAUUGAAAUACCAGCUAGACGAUGAUCACGAAUACAUAUUAGUCAACAAUCAAAAUAUUGAUACUUCUCCCAUUGCUACUAUUAAUUUAUCAUCCACUUCUUUCUUUAUAAUAAAAAAAGCCAAUCUUUUAGAAAUUCUAAAGUCAAGGUUUUCAGCCGUCUUCGCUUCUACUCCCUCUCUAUCGGUUAAACACAUUAUCGUUGUUGGAGUAGUACUAAUUGCAUUAAUAGCUUGCUCAUUUAUGUUAAUGUCAACUGCUCCUGUUAACCUGAAAGGUUUCGAUUACAAGAAACCGAGAGCCUACUUUACCAGUGGUGGAUCUAAAAAUCGCUAUCCAGAUUUAUAUUGA
Naumovozyma castellii is the source of this 618-nucleotide messenger RNA. RefSeq lists its product as uncharacterized. The record is from RefSeq and is a predicted model, not a curated record. The transcript has a single exon. Bases 1 to 618 code for a protein of 205 amino acids. NCBI's taxonomy places the organism in Eukaryota, Fungi, Ascomycota, Saccharomycetes, Saccharomycetales, Saccharomycetaceae.